AACAAAUUGCGAGGGAAGGGGGACCAGUCGUGAAUCUGUUGUUGUUGUACGACCUGUUCCCUCCAGCCCGCUGUUCACUGUUCAUUCUUCAUUCUACAGUGUGUUCGUUGGAGAAUAACAUCCGGGAGGAAAGACUUGGCCCUUGACUUCUGUUUUUCUUUUAUAUCGGUUUUAACUUUUACUACUAGUUUUGAUCAAGGAGAAAUUGUUUUAUCAAAACGAACACGAAGAAUGUUAAAAGUGAAGAAGUCUGUAUCUUAAUAUAAAGCCAUGCGAUGCCUUAAUUAUGUAUUACAUUCGGGAAGAAAUGAUAUCAAGCAACGUAGGCCUACUUGAUUAACGACAGCACAGCUAUUCGCCUUGGGAACGAAUUGUAAUGUCCUGACUCAAGGUUGACUUGCGAUGAAUGAAACUAAACUGAAUUAUUUUCUUUCGAGGAUGGAGCUGUUCUUCUGUUGAAGGAACAACUUUCUUAAUAAAUUUGUGAUAGAGUCUCUAGUAUUCCAGCAAAGACAGAAAGCGGUGUUUUGUGGGUUUUUGAAACCGAUUACCUUAACAUUCCUCCUUUCUCAGUGACGGAAGUUUAUUACAGAUUCAGUGCGGGAGACAGAAUAAUGACACCUCGAUACACGCAUUGUGAGUGAGGCAAAAUGUGCAGAGAAAGUACGAGAAUUGUUUGUCUUCUCAUCACCGCCUGUCUGAGAUAUGUCGCCGCCCAUGACGAGUGUGGUGAUCACGUGUUUCCCGGAGAGACAGACGUGGACAUCAAACUUCCCGCCAUAUUUGGUAUGCGGCAGUCUGAGGAAGGAAUAUGUCAGUCUUGGUCGAAGAUUGCGUUGCAGCAAGCUAUUGCUCUAAACUGGGUAACCUCGCUUCUGAACGGCGCAAACUCUUCAAGCAAUGAGACCUUUAUACCCGGGGUCAAAUUCGACCAUCAUCGAGUUGGCCAAGAAAUACAAAUGGACGUACAUAGUGGGCGUCCACACGACGGACAACUACGGGCGCCAGGGCAUGAGUGAAGUACAUCGCUUGGCUCGGCAGAACAGUAUCUGUCUCUCCUUCCUCGAAGCUAUAGACACCCAGGAACAGCCUUCGCGUGACAAAAUGGAAACUUUUGUUCGGCAGACGCUUUUCGGGCGCGUUGCGAAAUCUAGAGACACUCUUGGUGUGAUUUACUUCGGCCUUCAAGAUGGACUCCUGAAUCUUCUUCGCUUCAUCAAAGAACGUCGGAGCGCAUGGCACAAUGCCCAAUACUAUAUGGAAAAGAUACACUUCAUUGCCUCUGAUGCGGUGGGGCCAUCGGAGGAACUAAAUGAGUUGCUCCAAGAAUAUAAGUCGAAGAUCAUACUUGUGUCCCCUCCCAAAGCAGACGUGAAAUCGUUCGAGGAUCAUUUCUUCAGUUUCCUGUCCUCACCGCCUCCGUGGGCCUCAGGUGGCUCUUGGCAAACAGCGAUGAAAAGGAUUAUUCGAGAAGAAUACAGUUGCCCGGGCUACAACUUCACGGCGGAGUCUCUUGAGUCCUGCAAUCUGCAGAGCAAAGUCCGUUUCUAUGGCUACCUGACGGCGGCUCUCGACUCAGUCUACCUGAUUGCAAACACUGUACGAGCAUUGCACCAAAAUCUUUGUAAUAAUCCUGGCAUGUGCACAGCGUUGAGAACUCUGCUGGAAUCCGGUGUCUUCUCAAACUAUGAGAUCCUGGACCUAAACUACAACGGCAUACGUGAGGAGUUUUUGCCCUGGGAGUUUGCCAACGAGGGUCGACAUCUCCAAAAUGUCUCUGGAGACUUUCAAUCCAUAGACGGCGUGCUCUACUCCUUGCAGACCAAUCAGGGAGCUGGAUAUGAACACAUUGGCACCUACAAAAACGGCUCUGUGUUCCUCUUGCCAGGGAUCCCGGCAAUUAUGGAACCAUCAGAAUGUAAAGAAAUUUGCUCUGAGCCUGAGUGUGAGGGAAUAGACAAAAUGCACUUCCUGUACCAGGAAGGCAGCGUCAUCAUUUUAGGCUUUUAUUCCGUGCACUGGGGCUCCGACGGCUUUGGUUGUGGUGAUUUCAGGGAUGAGAGUAUGUCCUAUGUAGCCUUGUCAGCAUUUCUGAACAGCAUCAAGAACCUUCGCAAGUCGACGGGCACCAACUUUGGUUACCUGAUCCUGGACGACUGCUACAACCCUCUCACUGCCAGCAGGAUGGUUGUCAAGGUGCUCAGUGGCGACCUCAAUAUUACUGACCCCGUCUCCGGCCAGAGGUUCGACCCACAACGUGUGACAGUGGCGGUGGGCGCACAAUCCAGUCCUGUGACCAUGGCAGUGCUGCCGGUACUGCGGGCUCUAGGCAUUCCUCUCAUUUCUUACAGUUCAACAAACCCGGACCUAGACAACCGCAACACAUACCCGUACUUCUCCCGUACUGUCAGCAGUGACGCCAUUCAGUCCAAGGUUAUCAAACUAAUCCUUGAACAACUUAAGGUGACGUACGUUGGUGCCAUGAUUAUUCAAAACUCUUACGGUCUUGGCCUCUUUGACCUAUUCCGCAACAUGGCAGAGGAGGAGCAAAUUUGUGUGGACGACCCAUUUGAAAUGACGAAAGAUACACCUAUAGAAGAGAUCCGUGCACAACUGGCUAAGUACAGAGACAAGAGGAUACAGGUUGUCGUUGCCUUCGCUAUGGACACGAUUGCCAGUAAAAUCCUUGAGGCUGUGACCCAAGAUGACACAUUUGUGUUUGUGGCCAGCGAGGCCUGGGGCCCCAACCCAAGCAUUAUCGAAGGCUUCCGCGGAGAAAGAGCACGUGGGUCCUUAGUGCUUGGUGUCUCCACUGCCUUGGAACUUAACUACGGCCUCAAGGACUACAUGUCUCGCAUCCACCCAUUUCACACCGAUUCUGAUGUGUGGCUGAAGGAAUUCUGGCAGGCCUACUUCAGAUGUGACAUGCCUGGAGGGUUUGACAAUACGCACAACAUAGUCUGUAAAGAGGAGGCGGCAGGUCAAAACUAUUUCAGUGUCCAGGAUUUGCAAGAUUUGACAACGUCUCCGUUGUCUGUUCACUCCACUAUUGCGACAAUGAGCGCUGGGACUGCUGUUCAAUCUCUUUUUAAUGCCAACGAACGACUGCCCUUUGACCCUGAGAAGAUCACAUUAGCUAUACGAAAUGUAAAUUUGCAGUCUUCUACCGGCUUCAGCUUCAGCCCUUUCCUGCCCGAUGGCAAUGGAAACGGGGGUUUUGAAAUCUACAGCGUUCAACCAGAAGGGAGUUCUUUUGUGUACAAGCUGGUUGGAAACUACACAAACUCACAGAAACUCUCUCUGGACUGGUCAAAGGUCAAGUUUUAUGGGGAAACCGGACGUGAGGUGGACUCGCUCACUUCCAGCUGCCUAUACCAGUCUUCGUGCAAAGUGUGUGCUCAUAACCCGACCUCAACACCUUCUGUACCAGCGGGCUCUACAGAGGCACAGCAGUCUCCACCGGACAAUGACUCUUCUUCCUCCGCCCUUGUCAUCGCGCUGGGCAUCGUUAUCGCUCUAUUGGCGCUCGUUAUCAUCGCUGUUAUUAUCGCUGUUAUCUUUUUCUGCAAAAAGAAGUCCUUUUGGAAAGACAGAACCUAUACAGAACCCGGUAAAGUUGUUUACAUAACGGAAUCUAGCGUAGCGUCCAGUCACCAUAGCAACCAGUACACUGCGGUCUCCGGCUCGAGCCAGGAACAUCCUGUUCCGCCUCCACCACCCACAGCUCGCAGUUCGUCCUCCGUAGGACAAAACAAAGAUGGCGUCAUCAAUCGAGCCUUCAGCGAUAUUCUCAUCCCGGGCGCCCAAGUGCACGUGGAACCGAGAACGAGAUCGGGGUCUCAGUCCCAGGAGAACAUUGCAGGCGGGGGAUACUCUACCUCAUCUGACGAUAGAAGCCGGAGCGAAGUGAGCUCAGAACCGCCCCUGCCUCGCCCUCACAUGCCUAUGAACAGCAUCAGGACAGACUCGCCCCUAACAAGCAACACCUCUGACUCUUCAAAUAGCCAGGUCCGGUACAUAACGCCGUCUACUCAUCACUCACAACCAAGGUUUUUCCUUCACGAAGGGGAUAUCUCCUCCCAAGUCAUCGAGGCACCACCUGUCGGUUCCACGAUCUACGGAAACCUACCACACGACGGUCAUGUAGUUGGAGCGGCAGCUUCGGUGGCUGCUCCGCAAAAUCAGAUUGUCUUUGACAAUGUGCAUAAAGUAUACACCCUGGACUCUCCGAUAUACUCAGCCGCUAAUAAUCUUUAUAGCACGAAGCCGGCGUACUGGUUGGUGAAACAAGCGGACGAUAAUUUGGUACCUUAUGAGAACCUGGCGCCAGGCGCUGAUGUCGUUGCCGGAAACAGUUCUUACCCUGCCGGAGGUAUUGUGUCACCACAAACUGUCACAUUUCCGCAAGAGCUCGUUCAGAACCAAGCUGUCGUAGUGCCCAAUAAUCAGACACUUCCUCUUAAUAACCCGGUCGUUCUGCGACCUGGACAAGAAUUGAUCCUCGGCGUUGAUGGAAUCCCUUCUCUUUGCGACAGAAGCGGUCGUGUGGGCCACUCAGGAGUAGAUGAUGACCCUCACAGUUAUACAGGCCUCAUACUUUCUCCACCUGCUCCGCAUAGAACGAGAAGAGCUGUAUCGAAUGACUACAUCACUCCCAUUCCUCCUCCAGAUUCAGAUUUUGAACAAGCAGAAAGAAGCCACGCCCAUCCAGGUCACAAUAUGCAAGACUUUAGCGUUCAGGCUGAGAGCCCUGGAAAUUCAACUCGCUGUGAUGAUGGCAGUAGUCAUAAGCAGAGGCAAAUGUCACCAAACACUCAGGAGACUUUUGCACAAAACCAACAAACUCAACAGGUUAAUGAAAAACAUUCACAAAUCCCUACAAAUGAUAAUUGCGAAAUAAAAGGAAAUUACUCAGCAGGUAUUAUUCCCCCCAUUGUGGCUACCACAGACAGUCGAGUAAACGCUUCACCUGUGAACGGACAUAUUCCUCAGACAAACACAGUAGAAUCCUUAACUUCAAACCCAUUAACACUCAGCAGCUUCCCAUCAAGUACGACGUAUAACGCAUCCGCAUCAGUGACACAGGCAGAUAGAAGUCGUUCAGCAGAGCCUUCUUCUUCGGAAGAAAGUACAGCCAUCCAAGCUGGGUCACCUAUCAGAGACCCAACCCCUCCUCAUGACACCGACGUAGCAGGGAACAAAAUGCCUGGGUCUGUUGCACUUCAGGACAGCUCAAACGGCGUCCAGAGACGUCUCAAAGUCUUGAACAGCCCCAGAACCAGCCAAAGCCCUCGGGUCUCCGAUAUUCCUGAAGUGUCAAGUGAGGUGUGAUGAGCUCACAGACCACGGAUUCUGAGAAAUCGGCUGAAGGUACGAAGAGAUUAAAGGGCUGAUUCUGUUGCCUAACGAAAUUAUUAUCAGAAGAAAACGUUGUCAAUUGAGGCAAACCUAUCUGUACAAAGAAACAGAAACAAAACUACGGGAUUGUGAUUCCCACAGCACAUUGGUGUUUAUCAGUAUGAAAACGCUAUAUCUUUGUGUGCUCAGGUCUCUUCAGCCACCUACUAGCACACUAAUACAACUCUAAUAUCAUUAUAAUUUCUCAUUUUCACAUCUCAAAAACUUCAACAAUAUGAAACUGUGAAUGCAAGUCUUUUUUAAUUAGCAUAAAACUAUUACAACAUCUUUAGAGCAAUACCAAACAAUUAGAUAGCUAGUUACUUAAAUGUAGCUAUCGUUGAUGCAGUGAAUGGAGACUUUAACCUCAAUCCAGCCUCUUUCCUCCCCUGUCAGAAACUCAUCCCAACACCACCCCCACCCCCACCACCACCACCACC
Molecule: messenger RNA, 5837 nt
Organism: Aplysia californica (California sea hare)
Lineage: Eukaryota; Metazoa; Mollusca; Gastropoda; Aplysiida; Aplysiidae
Biological process (GO): G protein-coupled receptor signaling pathway
Cellular component (GO): membrane
Molecular function (GO): adenylate cyclase inhibiting G protein-coupled glutamate receptor activity
Source: RefSeq, a predicted model, not a curated record